AGAACAAGUAUGUAAUAGCUAGUGGAGGUGAUGAUAAUUGUUUAUCUGUUAGUAUGGUAUCACUAGAUAAUACUGAUAAUACUGGUAGUUUUACUCUUGUUAAAUCAGGACAGAAUAUCAAUACUCAUUCAGCUCAAAUAACAGAUAAUACUGGUAGUUUUACUCUUGUUAAAUCAGGACAGAAUAUCAAUACUCAUUCAGCUCAAAUAACAGAUAAUACUGGUAGUUUUACUCUUGUUAAAUCAGGACAGAAUAUCAAUACUCAUUCAGCUCAAAUAACAGAUAAUACUGGUAGUUUUACUCUUGUUAAAUCAGGACAGAAUAUCAAUACUCAUUCAGCUCAAAUAACAGAUAAUACUGGUAGUUUUACUCUUGUUAAAUCAGGACAGAAUAUCAAUACUCAUUCAGCUCAAAUAACAGAUAAUACUGGUAGUUUUACUCUUGUUAAAUCAGGACAGAAUAUCAAUACUCAUUCAGCUCAAAUAACAGAUAAUACUGGUAGUUUUACUCUUGUUAAAUCAGGACAGAAUAUCAAUACUAAUUCAGCUCAG
Molecule: messenger RNA, 551 nt
Organism: Lottia gigantea (owl limpet)
Lineage: Eukaryota; Metazoa; Mollusca; Gastropoda; Lottiidae
Exons: 8
Source: RefSeq, a predicted model, not a curated record